Molecule: messenger RNA, 657 nt
Organism: Zasmidium cellare ATCC 36951
Lineage: Eukaryota; Fungi; Ascomycota; Dothideomycetes; Mycosphaerellales; Mycosphaerellaceae
Exons: 3
Coding region: 1-657 (218 amino acids)
Source: RefSeq, a predicted model, not a curated record
AUGAAGUCUUCUGUUGCUCUUUUGUUCGCCGCCUCCGGCCUGGCAUUGGCUCAGCUUAACGAGCUACCAAGAUGUGCUAUGUCGUGCUUCACCCAAGCAGUCGGCGCUUCCAGCUGUCAGGCGACUGACUUCAGCUGCCAAUGCACGACUGGUCGACAGGCUGUUCAGCAGGCUCUCAUUCCCUGCUUGUGCCAGUCUGACUGCACUCCUGACGACAUCACCACUGCUCUCACAGCAGGCGAGAAGAUCUGCGCUGCAGCUCUCUCCUCCGCCAGCCAGUCCUACGCCGCGCCUACUGCCAUGCCCUCGAACGUCUGCGCCGCCUUGGCCUCUGCCAUGCCAACUGGAUCCGCAACUGGCUCCAGGAACAGCAGCGCGCCGGCCACCGCAUCCGCAACUGGCACCGCCACCCCAACCGGCUACUCGAACAGCACCGUCACCGGUACUGCCAGCGAGUCGGGUGCCACUGAGACGUCUGAGAGCACUGGUGGAUCCGAGAACAACGAGGUCUCCGCCAAAAGCACUUCUGAGGAGACUGGUACUUCGGAGACUGGCACUGCUUCGGCAUCGCUGGCCUCCUCUACCGGCGCUGCAUCGAGGAUGGGUCUUGAGGGCGCGCUUGUCGGACUUGCCGGUCUGGCUGUGCUGGCUCUCUAG